GCACAUGAUGUUUGCUGCUGAGAAUGUCUUGUCAUAUUUGUAGCCGAGUGUGGAUCGUGAUGUGUCAGUAUGAGAAGCGACUGGCUGUAGUGUCGGACGGGGGAGGCGCUUCCGUGCUCUUUAAGCGUAUGUUUUCCCGAUAGAAAAUUUCCCGUUGUCACACGCGCCGUAGAUGCACGCGCGCGCGCUCACCUCCAUCACGGGGAAGCGCGUGGAGUUGUCAGCUUUUACGGAAUAUUCCCGAAAUAUCGUCUUUUUUUGCGCCGCGAUAGAGAUUGUUUCCGCCGUGAGCCGAACGCGCGGCCAGCGUAUAAUCUCAGAGGACAGUGUUUUGCGUGUGAGGUGCACCCAAUGAUCUGUACGAUAUCACCGUUCACUUUGAGAUGACCAAGGAGAACUAAAAGACACCCUGGCGCCACCUCAAGGUUUCUAUUUCUCCGUCUCCUGCCUCCGUUCCUCUAUGGCUUCCCGAAGUCAGGGGUUCUUCCACCACCAAGAUCACCAUCACCACCAUCACCACCACCACCGCAGUUCAGUGGUGCCCACAGCCGUCCCUCGCCUGCUGCCAGAGACCAGCAGCCUGUUGGGGGGCAUCGCCCAGAUCACUCCUUCCCUGUUCCUCGGCCGGGGGAAUGUUGCUUCCAACCGCAGCCUCCUCCUGUCCAAGGGAAUUACCUGUGUGGUGAACGCCACCAUCGAGCUGCCCAACUUCAACUGGCCACACAUGGAGUACGUCAAAGUGCCACUGGCCGACAUGCCCCAUUCUCCAAUCUCGCUUUAUUUCGACAGCGUGGCUGAUAAGAUCCACAGCGUGGGCCGCAAACGGGGAGCCGUGCUGGUGCACUGCGCGGCUGGAGUGAGCCGCUCCGCCUCGCUCUGCUUGGCCUACCUCAUGAAGUACCACAGGGUCUCCCUGGCCGAGGCUCACGCUUGGGUCAAAUCCCGCCGACCUGUCAUUCGUCCUAAUGGAGGGUUCUGGCGACAGCUCAUCGAGUACGAGAGGAAACUGUUUGGCAGGAACUCUGUGAAAAUGAUCCAGACACCAUACGGGGUCAUUCCCGACGUGUACGAGAGAGACCGCAGGAACUUGGCACCUUACUGGGGCUUGUGAAGAGGGCCUUGGACUUCGGUUCAAGUGUAGAGGACUGGUCCGCCAAGUGAUUUUUUUGACUCCCAUGUCUUCCGGCCUCUUUCCAUACAUCCACAAGUCAAUCCUGCCAGAGAAUAAAGCCUUGGAAUGCUUGCGUCCAUUUUCAAGGUGGAAAGGUCACUUUGAGGGCAUAUUUUAUGAGGUCAGAAGUGAUAAUCCAUCUUUGAAUGCUGAAACAAAUCUUGGUGAUGAUGAUGAUGAUGAUGUUUGUUUUAGGAGCUUUAUGGGAACCAAGUGUGGUGCUGAGAAUCAGGAAUUCAGUCCUUGAUUAAGACUUAUCAAUCGUAAUAUUGUGAGGAUGUUGUUUCAGUUUGACUGUCUUCUUUGUUGAGAGGCAGCAGUCUGAUUUUGAUUACUGGUAGCAUUUGAAAAUUAUAUACAUAUAUUAAAACUAUUAUAUUCCAAGGUGUAUUUAAACUUGUGUGUACUAAAAAAAAAAAAAAAAAAAAAAAAAAAGAUUUUUGGAAGGUUUUGUGAAGAGUGACAAAAUGCUUAACAGAAAGCUACAAUAUUAUCUAAGAUUUAUAAACUAUUUAUGUAAAUUAAAAGAAAUGUAGGACAGUGUUGGCAUUUGUUAAUGUCAGUGCUCCGGCAAACGAAGCAGAACAACAAAUAAGACGGUAGUUUUUUUUCAAUGAAUUCUAUUUUGUCUAUUUGGUCCUUUUGCAAUUCUACUCGGUUUUUAAUUUUUAAAUCAAGAUGUUUCUUUCAGAUGUAAUUAUAACCGGAGGACAUCUGUCAGAGGACUCCUAGCAAAGCUUUUACUAAUUUGUGUUAAAAAAUAACUGAAUUCUUGUAAAAGAGUUCUGAUUUAAUUAGUGUGUCAAAAUUAAUAAAGGGUGAAAUAUUUUAAUGUA
Molecule: messenger RNA, 2007 nt
Organism: Puntigrus tetrazona (Sumatra barb)
Lineage: Eukaryota; Metazoa; Chordata; Actinopteri; Cypriniformes; Cyprinidae
Gene: dusp14
Product: dual specificity phosphatase 14
Exons: 2
Coding region: 461-1111 (216 amino acids)
Biological process (GO): protein dephosphorylation
Cellular component (GO): cytoplasm
Molecular function (GO): MAP kinase tyrosine/serine/threonine phosphatase activity
Source: RefSeq, a predicted model, not a curated record